Molecule: messenger RNA, 1305 nt
Organism: Daphnia magna
Lineage: Eukaryota; Metazoa; Arthropoda; Branchiopoda; Diplostraca; Daphniidae
Product: retinol dehydrogenase 12-like
Exons: 6
Coding region: 16-1083 (355 amino acids)
Source: RefSeq, a predicted model, not a curated record
AAUUCUUAUAUAACCAUGCUGAUUUCCAUUCAGAAGCGUGACAACAUUGUAGAGUUUUCGUCAGCCAUUGACCGGUUUGUCUCGUCAGUUUAUUUUCAAAAUUACGUUUCGUCCAAUUAUUUUACUAGUUUACUAAGAUAUGAAGUGGACUUUGAUGAAAUCGGCAACUUGUCUAGAAAACGCUUUGGUGGUCCUGUUUGCCGUUGUUUUUCAAGACUCGAUAAUAAGCUUAUAGUAAUAACCGGGGCAACAUCUGGUAUUGGAUUAGUUGUUGCUCAACUGCUUGCCAAUAGGGGGGCAAGCAUUAUCUUCACUGCACGAAAUAGUGAUGAGGGUAUUGUCAUUCAAAAUUAUCUGAGGGCAGCAACUAAGAAUCCUAAGAUUUAUUGCAAGUACUUGGAUUUAAAUGACUUUGUUUCCAUUCAUAAGUUUGUGUUGCAUGUGAAUCAAGCCUGUUCCACAGUUGACUUGCUUAUCAACAAUGCUGGAGUUUUUUUCCAUCCUCCCAGUGAAACUGUAGAUAAGUUUGAUGUCACAUUUCAGACAAACUAUCUGGGUCAUUUUCUUUUAACUGAAUUAUUGCUACCAAAAUUAGCAGCCACUAGUCGUAUAAUAUUUUUGUCAUCAGCGGCCCAUUUUUUAGCUAAAUCGCUUGACGUGAAGACGGUUGCUGCUUUUGAUCCAGAAGCUGGUGGAUUAUCGGCGAGAUUCCAGAGUUACGCCAACUCGAAGCUAUGCCUGUUGUUGUAUAGUAAGAUUCUUGCUCAACGUUGUAAAGAACGAACCAUAAACGUUUACAGCGUAGAUCCUGGUUCAGUGGAGACGUCCAUUUACAGGCAUUUUCCUUUUCUGCAAAACCCCAUUCUAAAAGCUCUUCAGAGACCAAUUCGCUAUAUUGUCGUUCGCACACCAUUACAAGGAGCACAAACUGUCCUUCACUGUGCCGUGUCUCCGCACCUGAGCAAGGAAACCGGGCUUUAUUACUCAGAUCUGGUUUCUAAAACCCCUUCGGAUCUGUCACAAGACGUCGAGUUAUCCACGCAUCUGUAUGACUAUAGCCGACUUUGGACAGGGUUGGUCUAGUUUUCCCAUUCUUAGUGACAAUUGAAAACUCCAAAAUGACAUUUGAAUGGAUCCAACUCAAAGAAGGCUUGCUGAAGAAAAUUAUACAGAAAGGAAAAGAAGGGAAGCGGCCACGAUUUUGGAGUGAAGUAACGGGGAAAUUAAUUAAAUUUCCAUUGGGUUCAAAUCAAGAUAACUCCGUGCUUUUACCUGAAGAAAAUACUACAGAAAAUUUAUCUCUUU